AUGGCCGCAGUGCCUUGGAGGCUUAGCUUGAUAUCGGAACAACCGAACCUGGCGGCUCUUUCAAACCAGCCAAACGGCCAGCAUUAUCAAUAUCAUCAAGAUAAAUACAAUGACUGGCGGUGGUGGAGAUCCUCGGUGACGCAGCUGCAACAGCAGCGGAGGAAGGUACCGCGGUCGCUAGUUUGCGGUUUCAUGCUGUUUGGUUUGGGAUUGAUUUCUCUCUUCACUGGACACGUGGCAUCUGAUCUUGAGUGGUACUCUCAACGACUAGUCAAGCGCAGCUUCUUCUACUCUAGGCUGGAGGGGAGGCGACGCGAAGGCAUUGAUAUUUGGAAAUCGAAGUACUCGAAUUUGUUCUAUGGAUGUAGCGAAAGAGGGCGUAAUUUUCCUUCUGCCAUACGUGAGCGGGCUUCUAAUGGCUAUUUGCUUAUUGCUGCAAGUGGAGGGUUGAACCAACAAAGAACUGGAAUAACAGAUGCUGUGGUUGUUGCACGAAUUCUUAAUGCUACAUUAGUUGUGCCCGAGUUAGAUCAUCGCUCUUAUUGGAAGGAUGAUAGUGACUUUGUCAACAUUUUUGACAUUGAUCAGUUCAUUUCUUACCUUGCAAAAGAUGUCACCAUUGUGAAAAGAGUUCCUGAUAAAGUCAUGCGGUCGAUGGAAAAACCCCCAUAUACCAUGCGUGUCCCAAGAAAAUCCCCUCCUGAAUAUUAUCUGGAUCAAGUUCUGCCAAUACUAUUGAGAAGACGUGUUGUGCAGCUGACAAAGUUUGACUAUAGGCUUGCAAGUAACCUUGAUGAAGAGCUGCAAAAGUUGCGCUGCCGGGUUAAUUAUCAUGCUUUAAGAUUUACAAAACCCAUACAAGAAAUUGGUGAGACACUUGUCACAAAAAUGCGAAAGAUGGCAAAACGUUAUAUUGCAGUUCACUUGAGGUUCGAACCUGAUAUGCUUGCGUUUUCUGGGUGUUACUUUGGUGGGGGUGAAAAGGAGAGAUUUGAGCUCGGGGAAAUAAGAAAAAGAUGGGCAACAUUACCUGAUUUAAGCCCUGAUGGAGAGCGAGAGAGAGGAAAAUGUCCACUCACUCCUCAUGAAGUAGGAUUAAUGCUGCGUGCCCUUGGUUUUGCUAACAACACGUACCUCUAUGUGGCAUCUGGAGAAAUAUAUGGUGGAGAAGAGACUCUAAGGCCCCUUAGAGAACUCUUCCCAAACUUCUAUACAAAGGAGAUGCUGGCAGUUGAAGAUCUGAAACCUUUUCUUCCAUUUUCUUCCCGCCUGGCGGCCAUCGACUACAUUGUCUGUGAUGAGAGCGAUGUCUUCGUCACAAAUAAUAAUGGAAACAUGGCCAAGAUUCUUGCUGGUGAAAGGAGGUACGCUGGGCAUAAGAGGACCAUCAGACCAAACGCAAAGAAGCUUAGUGCAUUGUUCAUGGCAAGGGAUCGGAUGGGCUGGGAUACAUUUUCCAAAAAGGUGAAGGCAAGCCAGAGAGGAUUUAUGGGAGAGCCAGAUGAGGUGAGGCCUGGACGGGGUGACUUUCAUGAAUAUCCAUCUUGUAUCUGUGAGAGGCCAUUCACUGAUGAUGAAAACAGCAAGGGUAAAGAUCAACUGUUAGCCAGGAUUCCUGUGAACUUGAAGGAAAAAGUUCACUCUAAGUAUGUUGGAGAGAACCAAGGUGACAAAAGCCUCCAGAGAUUGAAGAGAAGAAUGGGAGAAGAACCGAUAUCUUUAAAGAGAGAAUGAGGAUGAUUAAAUUUUCCCUGACUGAUGGUAAGAGUGGAGGCAGCUCCUGAUUAGUAGCAGGCAGAAAUUUAUGCCUCCAAGAUUUCAUCUUACGAGCACAUGCCUCUUCACAUGCUGGCACAAGAUUUUUAUUGAUAGCGGCAUCGUAACUUAAGCCUUCUCCAAUGUAGUAUCUGCUUUCCUUCUCUCCAGUCUGUGAUUAGAUCAUUGAAUGAACUAGGCCUACAGGAGUCGGGGAACUUAAAUGAUCUGCAAUUGUCUAUAGAUAGUUUUGCUAGGGAAACAUGUUUGUAGGUUUGUGAGGUCAAUGGAACUUAUUUGGAUGCAUCAACGGAGUGCAACUUUACUGUGCAGUCA
Molecule: messenger RNA, 2091 nt
Organism: Populus euphratica (Euphrates poplar)
Lineage: Eukaryota; Viridiplantae; Streptophyta; Magnoliopsida; Malpighiales; Salicaceae
Exons: 10
Coding region: 1-1734 (577 amino acids)
Source: RefSeq, a predicted model, not a curated record